AUGAGAGAGUGCAAUGACCCUGAAGUCAACAAUGACAGGAGUACAGGCAGCUUUGUAGCCUACCUACGGAAUGUAGAAAGAUCCUGGGACCUACAAGAAACAGGAGUUUGUCGACCUAUUACAGAAUCUCCAAAUCCUUCUUCUUCUUCUUCUUCCUCUUUUUCUUCUUCUUCUCCUUCUUCCUCUUCUUCUUCUUCUUCUUCCUCUUCUUCUUCUUCGUCUUCUUCCUCUUCUUCUUCUUCUUCUUCCUCCUCCUGCUCCUCCUUCUCCUCCUACUCCUACUCCUGCUCCUGCUCCUCCUCCUGCUCCUCCUGUUCCUCUUCAUCCUCCUACUCCUCCUGUUCCUCUUCAUCCUCCUACUCCUCCUGUUCCUCCUCCUCCUAUUCUUCCUCCUACUCCUAUUCUUUUUCCUCCUCCUCCUCCUCCUCCUCCUCCUCCUCCUCCUCCUCCUCCUCUUCUUCCUCCUCCUCCUCCUCCUCUUCUUCUUCUUCUUCUUCUUCUUCUUCUUCUUCUUCUUCUUCUUCUUCUUCUUCUCCUUCUUCUUCUUCUUCUUCUUCUUCUUCUUCUUCUUCUUCUUCUUCUUCUUCUUCUUCCUACUCCUUCUCUUCCUCCUCCUCCUCCUCCUCCUCUUCCUCCUCCUCCUCCUUAAGUAGUCGUAGUGUAAGUAGUAAUAGUAGUAGUAGUAGUAGUAGUAGUAGUAGUAGUAGUAGUAGUAGUAUUAUAUCAGAUAGUUUCAUUAUUGUGAAAAUAUGGUGGAUUAAGAAGAGCGCUCGUGGAACCGAGACGAAGCAGGAGACGCGGACUGAAUACCUGAUGAAGAAGGGAGCUGCCUCCUCCUCCGUCAGGCAGUACUACCGCGAGGACUGUCGGCGGAUCUCGGAGGUAUAUGACUUUGAGAGCGUUCUCCGAUAUUGCUCGAGUCUACCAAUUUUCGCUUACUCGAGGAAGAUGCAGAUGGAAGAGGACGCAUCGAAAGUUGAUGCGAUGAGUCUCUGCAACGACCCGAAAUAUUGCAAGAUGCAAUUGCACCCGCAGGAAAUGAGACGCUGUGCUUAA
Molecule: messenger RNA, 1056 nt
Organism: Macrobrachium nipponense
Lineage: Eukaryota; Metazoa; Arthropoda; Malacostraca; Decapoda; Palaemonidae
Exons: 11
Coding region: 1-1056 (351 amino acids)
Source: RefSeq, a predicted model, not a curated record